Molecule: messenger RNA, 1491 nt
Organism: Fonticula alba
Lineage: Eukaryota; Rotosphaerida; Fonticulaceae
Exons: 1
Coding region: 1-1491 (496 amino acids)
Source: RefSeq, a predicted model, not a curated record
AUGGUCGAGGGGUAUGCCUACCUGCCGAGCGAGCUGCCCGACCGGAAGCUGGUCGGCGGGGAGCUCCUGCCCCAGGGCCCGGAGCACUGCUGGCAGGCCACCCCCGGCAACAGCAACCUCUGCGACGUCUGCCGGCACCAGGCGGCCCCGAAUGGCAAGUGCCGGCCGGCGGUCCAGCCGGUGACCAACUGCACGGCCCUGGCGCAUGAGCACAUCAAUGAAGACUGCUCGAGCUGCGCCUGGGGCAACCUCCUGACCCCGGAGCGCCGGUGCAUCUCCAGCUGCUACUCCAGCGGCAGGGCGACCUGCGGCAAUUUCUGCUUCCCGCCGGGGGUCCUGCCGGAUGGCUUCUCCUGCGCGGCCUGGGCCAUGCGCGACAAUUCCCAAACCCAGUACACCUCGCUGGGCCACCCGUCGAACCACCACCUGCUCAAGUGCAGCCGGCCCGGCUUUUGCAUCGACUGCCACGACAGCUGCGAGGACUGCGUCGGCCCCGGGGACCGGGACUGCCUCCGGUGCCCGGCCGGCCGGAUGCUGCUGGUCAGCCGGCGCCGGACCAUCGACGGGCAGCGGAUCUACGCCGGGACCUGCAUCCGCGGGGCCCGGAGCCCCGACGGCGGGGACCACCCGUCCGGGCCCAUGCGCUGCCCACCGACCACGGCCGACAUCGGCAACAACAUGUGCGUCCCCUGCGCGCAGGGCUGCCACACCUGCGGCCAGCCCGCCACCAGCCAGUGCCAGCAGUGCAUGCGCGGGCUUUUCCUCAUCCAGGGCGGCCGGUGCUGGCCCAGCUGCCCCGCGGCCGGCACCUUCAAGGACUCGCUCACCGGCCGGUGUGUGGCCUGCUCGGUGCCCGGGUGCGGCCGGUGCCCGGCCGAGAACCCCGGCGUGUGCACCGCCUGCGCCGACCCCGCGCACAAGCUCCACCAGAAUGCCUGCGUCGGGGACUGCCCGCCGGGCAUGUUUCCCCUGGCCGGGGCCUGUGUCCGGUGCCCGGCCGAGUGCCGCGCCUGCACCUCGCUCGCCUGGUGCACCGAGUGCGCGGCCGGCUUCUUCGGGCAUGAGGGCCGGUGCCUGCCCCUGUGCGGCCCGGGCCGGCUGUGGGACAGCACGGUCAUCCCGGGCACCGGCAGCGGCUGCGACACCUGCCACCCGAGCUGCGCCUCGUGCCUCGGCAGCACGGGAAACUGCCUCGCGUGCGGGCCCGGCCGGCGCCUGGUCCUGCCCAGCCACCCGGCCGAGGCGCAGGCCUGCACCCUGGCCGACGCCUGCCCGGCCGGCUACUACCCCUCCGGCGGCCAGGAGUGCCGGGCCUGCCUGGACCCCAACUGCCAGGACUGCCCGACGGCCGAGCGUUGCUCUCGGUGCCGGGCCGGCUUCAGCCUCUUCGGCGACUUGGAGUGCUUCGCCUCCUGCCCGGAGGGCUACCACAGCCAGGGGGGCGUGUGUGUCCCGUGCGCCGGCGACGCAUGCGCCCCGGCCGAGCCCUGA